GAAGCAUUAGAACAGAAGAAAUGGGAAGCAUUCCUGAGGCACCACUGGGCUCAACUGAUGCAACCAUUCCUUUACUGGGCUUUGGGACUGCAGCAUGGCCUUUUGAUGGAUCCGACACCGCGAAAACUUCCAUUCUGCAGGCAAUCAAACUUGGUUAUAGACACUUCGACUCUGCUGCAAUAUACGAAUCCGAACGGCCUCUUGGUGAUGCCAUAGCUGAAGCUUUAGGAUUAGGGUUCAUUAAAUCACGUCAAGAACUGUUUAUCACGUCGAAACUGUGGUGCAGCGAUGCUCAUCCGGACCGCGUCAUUCCUGCUCUGAGAAACACCCUCCAGAAGCUGGGGCUAGAGUAUCUUGAUCUGUACCUAAUUCAUUUUCCAGUAAGUUUGAAGCCAGGGGUUGACAAGAUUCACUUUGAUCCGAAGUACGUUCUUCCUAUGGAUUUCAAGUCCGUUUGGGAAGCUAUGGAGGAGUGUCAUAGAUUAGGCCUCUCGAAAAAUAUUGGAGUGAGCAACUUCUCCUGCAAGAAGCUCAAUCAGUUAUUUGCCACCGCAAAGAUCCCUCCUGCAGUAAAUCAAGUGGAGAUGAGCCCGCUAUGGCAGCAAAAGGGGCUUCGAGCGUUUUGUAAAGAAAAGAGGAUUCAUGUUACUGCAUACUCUCCUUUAGGAGCCAGAGGAACAGUGUGGGGAACUAACAAAGUCUUGGAUUGUGAGGUGCUGAAAGAGAUUGCUGAGGCCAGAGGAAAGACAGUUGCUCAGGUAAAUACCCGUAUGACUUAUCCCACAUGUAAACUUUUUUCAGUUCUUACCUUGGCUACAUGUAUACUUCAUAGUCCGAAUUUUGAGUUAAUUAUUACAUUAUUGCCCUUUUAAAAUAAUAUUACUAUUCUACCGUACUUUAAAACUUAUCCCUUGUUUUUAUUCCAUUAGAAGCCUGAUUCUAAAACACGAUUUUUGGAAGCUAAACGUGUUUUCC
This is a messenger RNA of Ilex paraguariensis (yerba mate), 975 nucleotides long. Lineage: Eukaryota; Viridiplantae; Streptophyta; Magnoliopsida; Aquifoliales; Aquifoliaceae. The record is from the annotation of a GenBank genome assembly.